Messenger RNA from Myxocyprinus asiaticus (Chinese sucker), 2256 nucleotides. Its product is annotated as ras-related GTP-binding protein C-like. The record is from RefSeq and is a predicted model, not a curated record. Gene Ontology annotation, cellular component: Gtr1-Gtr2 GTPase complex; lysosome; nucleus. The coding region runs from base 164 to 1339 and encodes 391 amino acids. NCBI's taxonomy places the organism in Eukaryota, Metazoa, Chordata, Actinopteri, Cypriniformes, Catostomidae. Gene Ontology annotation, molecular function: GTPase activity; GTP binding. The transcript has 7 exons. Gene Ontology annotation, biological process: cellular response to starvation; cellular response to amino acid stimulus; regulation of autophagy.
GUGUUGAUGCUUCAAGCUAACCGCUUCUCACUAUGAAACCUCCUCAUUUGCAUCCAAACUAAACCAUUAUACCACACCAACUCCGCCUCGAUCAGUUAAACAGAACCCACAGGGUUAAAAUAGACCGAUCAGAGGCGUUUAUAACGUUUAAAAGAGGUCCAUAAUGUCGAUUGAGUACGAGGAGCAGCUAGCCGGAAGCCUGGUGGACUCUUUCCCGAAAGAUUUCGGCUACGGUGUGGAAAACAUGGACAUGAUGCAGGAGAACCUAGAGAACUCUCCGUCUUCCGACAAUAAACCCAGAAUACUGCUCAUGGGACUGAGGCGCAGUGGAAAAUCUUCAAUACAGAAGGUGGUGUUUCAUAAAAUGUCUCCCAACGAGACGCUGUUCCUGGAGAGCACUAACAAGAUCUACAAGGACGACAUCUCCAGCAGUUCCUUCGUGAACUUUCACAUAUGGGACUUUCCGGGACAGGUGGACUUUUUCGACCCGACCUUCGAUUACGAGAUGAUUUUCAGGGGCACCGGUGCUUUGAUUUUCGUCAUUGAUGCUCAGGAUGACUAUGUUGAGGCAUUAGGGCGGCUUCAUCUGACGGUGUCGCGGGCGUUCAGGGUGAAUCCAGAGAUCAAUUUCGAGGUGUUCAUACACAAGGUGGACGGUUUAUCAGAUGAUCAUAAGAUAGAGACACAGAGAGACAUUCAUCAGAGAGCUAAUGAUGAUCUAGCCGAUGCCAGCUUGGAAAAGCUUCACCUUAGUUUCUAUCUCACCAGCAUCUAUGAUCACUCUAUAUUUGAGGCCUUCAGUAAAGUGGUCCAAAAACUCAUCCCUCAACUGCCCACACUAGAAAACCUCCUCAACAUAUUUAUUUCUAAUUCCGGGAUUGAGAAAGCAUUCCUGUUCGACGUAGUGAGUAAGAUCUACAUCGCCACAGACAGUUCACCAGUGGACAUGCAAUCGUAUGAGCUCUGCUGUGACAUGAUCGAUGUCGUCAUUGAUGUCUCUUGUAUUUACGGCCUGAAAGAUGAGAGCAACAGCAACGCUUACGAUAAGGAGUCUCUGGCCAUUAUAAAGCUGAAUAACACCACAGUGCUUUACUUGAAGGAGGUCACCAAGUUCCUGGCGCUUGUCUGUAUUCUAAGAGAAGAGAGCUUCGAGAGGAAAGGUUUGAUAGACUACAACUUCCAUUGCUUUCGGAAGGCCAUCCAUGAGGUAUUCGAGGUGAGCAGCUCCUCCCAGAGGAUGGGAGCGGCGGUGCAGUCCAGCCCCCCUAUUUGCAGCAGCAACGGUCUGAGCCGGCUCAAAUCUGCAGCUCUGAACGGUACACCCAGAAGCCUCGUUUAACCCAGGAUACACAGACCUUAAAGAGCACAGGGCCUUCACACUAGUGCGCUGAGCGUGCACUGACGUACACAGUUUUUCUCGAGUUAUACCUGCUGUUCCAGGUGCACAGAGACAAAACAGAAGACUCACACAUAACUAUAUUGCUGCUUUUAUAUGAAACCGUGAUGUGUGUGUGUCUGUGUGUGUAUGCAAACACAGUAUCAGCUAUUAUAAAGAGGAGAAAUUGAAAACUUGUGCAAUUUAGCCAACAAAGUGACACGCAAUGAAAUGACGCAGAAUGACCAUGCACCCUAAGCAAACAAUCUAGUGAGCUGCCUACCUAGAUGGCAUUUGUGGCAUCAUAAUUUGCCUGUUAUGUGUCUAGGUAGCUCACUACGUUUUGAGACAGCCCACGUUUCAGGGGUUUGAGAGUAAAUGUAAACAUGAACAGGUCACAUUUACUUCAAAAUCAAAAGAAGGAAAUAAGAACUUAGAUUUUGCAUUAGGGGAAUUAAGCCUAUUUUAAGAUAUAAGGAUUUUUUGCAUUGUGGCAUUAUUUUCAUGGCAGUUAAGACCAGUCCCACCCAAUUCUUUUUACUGUAAUGGUGCCUUUUUUUGUUGUUGUUGAUUUUGUUUGUAAUUACCAUUAUUCUCAAUGGUGAAUUUUCAUACAGAAUUUCUUUACUGUUUUAUAGGGGGAAAAUCCUGUAAUACAACAACUGUUUAUUUAUUCAGCAUAAAUAUGAAGGCAAUAUCUUGGUAGUGAAAAAUUAGGGAAAUGUGCUUAAUUGUCAUGAAAAUACAUUUAUAAUAAUACAAAUAAAAAGAAUUCAGUUGUCCUAAAAAUAGUUUACACUUUAAGCAAAAUAUUAUUUGUAUUUCUUUCCUUUGAUUUUUGGGGAUAUAUAUAUAUAUAUAUAUAUAUAUAUAUAUAUAUA